CCGAGUGCUGGAUCCAUUAGUGUGUGGGUGGUCCCGUCACGCCCCACGUGCCGCUGGUUUCCUCGCGCAGCCUCACUCAGUAACGAGGCCGGCAGACAGGUGUGUGAAGCCAAGCAGCUCAGGGCAACACGGACACACAAACACCAUGUUACCCCAGCCUAGAGGAGGAGGAGGAGCCCCUUCAAGGUGUUUGUAAGCGCCGCAGGCGGACAGGGAGUGAGAAAUGCGGGCGUACAACGUGAAGGCACCAAGCUGCUGUGUUUGUUUUCACUGUCAACAACAACAACAAGAGUCCUGCUACAGCUCCGCUCACGGCUGGUGUCGGUUCAUUUAACGGCGCUGCACGGAAGAAAUCACUGGGACUAUGUGAGCAUCAUGCUCGCGGUGAGAUGCCUGCUGUUCGCUACAGUGUACGCACGGUACGCCGAGACAGCUCUGAGAGAAUGGGGGAGUCCGGAGGGAAGGCUGCCGCCCGCGGAGGAGGUCGUUCAGCCCAAGCGACUCCUGCAGCAGAUCCACACUGAGGAAGAGCUCCUGCACAGCCGACUGGACACCCGGGUCAAGAACCACCCAGCCGGUGAGCAGCCCAUCCAUUUGGCCCAGAGCAGCUUCUUGGUAAAAGCCUUUGGUACAGCCUUCAUACUCGACCUGGAGCUCAACCACAAUCUGCUGUCUACAGACUAUGUCGAGCGUCACUUUGAGGAAGAUGGCCAGCUGUCACAGAAUAUGGGAGGGGAGCACUGCUUCUACCACGGGCGAAUACGAGGAGUGCCGGGGUCCUGGGCUGCUUUGUCAACCUGCCACGGCCUGCAGGGGAUGUUUUCUGACGGGAACUUCUCUUACGGGAUCGAACCUCUUGGCACUGGAGCGGAGAACAAUGACCACGUUGUGUUUCGAAUGCCUAACACUGACCUUUUUCCACCUCCCUGUCCAGGAUGCUCCAUGAACAGCACAGAGGCUAAGAUGCAGUCACGCAGGCAAAGCGAAGAGGAUGGCGAGCUAAGCGAUGAAGUCAACUGGUCUACCGAAGAAAAGCCGAUACUCACAGAAGGUCUUCGACGCUCAAGAAGACAAGUGAGGCGAGGCCAACGCACCGUCCAGACUGAGACCAAGUACAUCGAGCUGAUGGUGGUCAACGAUUAUGAACUGUUUGUGCAGUUACGCCGGUCGACCACGCAGACGAAGAUUUUUUCUAAAUCGGUGGUGAACAUGGCAGAUUUGAUCUACAAGGAGCAGCUCAACACUCGCAUCGUCCUGGUAGCCAUGGAAACCUGGUCGUCUGAAAACAGGGUCGCUGUCGGCGAUGACCCGUUGCUCACCCUGCGUGACUUCAUGAAGUACAGGAAGGAGAGCAUCAAGGAGCGCGUUGAUGCUGUGCAUCUCUUCUCUGGGAGGACGUUCAUGAGCAGCCGCAGCGAGGCAGCCUACAUUGGGGGCAUCUGCUCGUUGACUCGGGGUGGAGGGAUCAAUGAGUUUGGCAGUGUGGGUCCUAUGGCCAUCACAUUGUCUCAGAGUCUUGGUCAGAACAUCGGCAUGCUAAGGAACAAAGAGCGAACAGCUGCUGGUGACUGCAGGUGUCCAGAUCCGUGGCUGGGCUGUAUCAUGGAGGAUACAGGCUACUACCUGCCAAGGAAGUUCUCUCGCUGUAGUAUAGAUGAGUAUCUGCGUUUCCUCCAGCAGGGUGGAGGCAGCUGCCUCUUCAACAAGCCCACAAAGCUCCUAGACCCAUCAGAGUGUGGCAAUGGGUAUGUAGAGCUUGGAGAGGAAUGCGACUGUGGAUCACUGGUGGAGUGCACCCUGAGUGGAGCCAACUGCUGCAAAAAGUGCACUCUUACCCAUAAUGCCAUGUGCAGCAAUGGGCUCUGCUGCAGGGAUUGUAAGUAUGAGCUGAGAGGGGUGACGUGCCGCAGUGCUGUGAAUGACUGUGACAUUCCUGAGACCUGCACGGGAGACUCGAGCCAGUGUCCCCAUAAUGUCCACAAACUGGAUGGCUACACGUGUGAAGAUGGCCAAGGUCGCUGUUAUGGAGGUCGCUGCAAGACCAGAGAUAGCCAGUGCAAGACUCUGUGGGGCUUCAACUCAGCUGACAGAUUUUGCUAUGAAAAGCUGAACUCUGAGGGCACAGAGAGAGGAAACUGUGGUCCACACUCCAGUGGCCAGGGAUGGGUGCCGUGCAAUAAACAGGAUGUUCUGUGUGGUUUGCUGCUUUGCACCAAUCUGACAGACAGACCGAGAUUUGGCGAGCUGCAGGGAAAGGUCACCAGCCUGACCAUCCACCAUCAGAGCAGAUACCUGGACUGCAGGGGUGGUCACGCAGUGCUGGAUGAUGGCUUGGAUCUGGGCUAUGUGGAAGAUGGGACACCAUGUGGGCCGAACAUGAUGUGUUUGGAGCGUCGCUGCCUCCCCGUUACCACCUUCAACCUCAGCACCUGCCCUGGAUCCUCAUCCUUGCGUAUCUGCUCCCACCACGGGACGUGCAGUAACGAGGUGAAGUGUAUCUGUGAUCCAGACUACACCGGGAAGGACUGCAGUGUGUUUGACCCGAUCCCAACCCCCACCUCGCCAGAUGGCCCAGAGAAGUACAAAGAAAUAUCCGGAAAGGAAGAUCUAAGGGAGUUUGAGUCAUAUCUCUCUGCUGUCCUAUCUUCCUUACACUGUGUGCAGUCCACUCUGAGGAGACAAAACAAAGAUGUCUUCCAUUACUGGCCCUCAGAUUUUUCCUGUUUCUUAUGUUGGUACUCAAGCCACCUGGAAAAAUAAAUCAGGAGUAUGGAAGCUCUGAGGGCACUCCUACAGACCAUAAAGUCUGGCUGUAGCUGUCUGAGUCACUUUUGCUGCCGUCACCUCCUCCUGUUUCAUUUUGCCACAUCUUUGUUUCUUUUUGUCUGGGACACACACAGAAGCUUUUUUUUUUUUCUUUUUUUUUUUCGCUUCGACAGGUCACAGCAGGUCUUCUGCUGUACUGACUGUUAAAAAGCUUCACCCCUUUAAAUGAUUUCACAGAAGGUAGGCCAUGCACCUCGCUCAGUCUUGACUUGUUUAAUGAAGCCUUGUAUUAGAGAACAGUUACAUAUUUAACCUCGUGGAGAGCACAACCACCUCCUCUCAGAAGUGUGACUUUAGCUGUAAUAGAAGUGUAAAAAUAUCAGGCUGCUGACAUCUUGUCUGUCUAGAUGAGGGUUUUGUUUUGUAGACCUUUACAUUCCAGAGUAAUAGCCAUAAUUUCUCCCCUUAUGCUUCCUUUCCUAAUCCUAAAUCAAUGCUUCUACAUAAUAAUUGCUAAUGUAUGAACGUGUAGUUCCAACCUGCGAGGGAUGGUGUUGGAUGGCCAGCUGCACAUGUAUGCACCCAAUGUUUCAUCCCGCUGUAUGAUCCUGUAAUCCGCAUACAAACUAUACUGUAUGCAUACAUGUAUGCUGAACAUGGGUGCUGUUUAUAUAUAAUGUACUGACCCUUUAGACAGCAGUGACUCACUGCCGCUCUGACUGGAAGCACAAGCCUGAAGAGAGAACAGUCUUACCGCCUGAAACUGCUUGUUUUGGAUGAUUUAAUCAGCGAGAAGAGAUGUAAAUCUUUGCAUCUUAGGGGAAAUCUCAGCUUCUCUGAAUGCUCAGAAAUGUCACUGGCUCUCACUCAGGCUACGGCCGUGUGUUUUAUACAUGCCAGUAUUAGACUUUCAUACUGAAAAGUGAUAACGAGACAACACAGAUCUCCCUCAAGUCCAGAAAUGUACAUGAAUUAUUAAUUUGGCUUCUGAAGGUUAGCUGAUUAUGCUUUGUCUCUAAAUGGUUACAGGUUAUAUACUUCUGACUGAACAGAUCCACAUAAUGAGCAGUAUAUAAGUGCAUUAAAAAAUUGAGUAUCAGAGCGUGUCGAUCAGGUUAAGAGGCUUAUACUCCUGUGAUUGUCACACAAAGCUGUAUUUUAUCAUUAAUAGCAUUAAGAGUCGUUGGCACAGGUGCCAGAAGAAAUUAUCCGAGUUACACUGCCAGCCAACCUACAGGAGCGUUAAAGGAGUGUUGAUACGUUGAGUUGAAGUCCAUCACACAAGGGGUUCCUGCCUCCUGAAAAUAACUUUAAUAAAUUGUUUUUGUAGACAAGAAAAAGACUUUUAACAGUAUAUAACGUCACACGUGCUCAAUAUUUGUCACCACAGGCUUCAUUUAAAGGGUUAACAUAUCUGUUAAAAUUACAGUUGGACUCUUUCACCCAUAAACGCUGUAGAAACAUGAAAAAAUCUCUAGGACAUGUCUGUCCUUGAGUGUGCUGGAAGCUCAGGUCACACCAUGUUUACUGUAGCUGUGAUCGCAUACUGUAGUUUGACUUAUUAAAAGGACUUUGGCACUACUCACUAUUAAAAGCCAACAUUGUCUAGUUUUAGGUAACCUGGCUCUCAGUGUAAAUACUCAUAUUACUGUAUAUUAAAACCCAUAAUAAAACCUACCUGAACUCGAGUGACUCUGUGAUCCACUGCAUGAGUGUCUGCUGCUAUGAAUCCAGAUAUAAUUAAACUUUUGUUGCUGAUUGUUUGUGUUACAUUAGAUGAAGUUUACAGCUAAACAAUUUUAAUACAAUGUUACCGACUUGCUUAAUAUACUGUAUUAAACUGUACUGAAUCUGGCUUGAAAGUAUUUGAUAAUUUGUAAAUAUUUGGUUGACCAUCUGUGCAACGCUGACUAACUUGCUACUUCAGUUUCAUGUUCAUAAUUCAUAAUGACCCGGUUUGUUGUGACAGCUACAAUAUUACUAGUUUUAAAGUCUAAUUACACUGAUCAGCCACUUUAUUAGGUACUGCUAGCACAGGGUUGGGUCUCUUUUUACCUUCAGGACUGCUUAUGCUUAAUUCUUUGUGGCAUAGAUUCAACAAGGUGCAGGAAACAUUUAUCACAGAGUUUGGUCUAUCAACAUAUUGUCACACAGUUGCUGCACAUCUA
Molecule: messenger RNA, 4934 nt
Organism: Maylandia zebra (zebra mbuna)
Lineage: Eukaryota; Metazoa; Chordata; Actinopteri; Cichliformes; Cichlidae
Gene: adam11
Product: ADAM metallopeptidase domain 11
Biological process (GO): proteolysis
Molecular function (GO): metalloendopeptidase activity
Source: RefSeq, a predicted model, not a curated record